UUAUUCAAACAAGCAAUCUCAUUACUAAUUUAUAAUCAUGUACCCUACUAACUCCGAGUACUCACAACCAGCAUUCGGUGAACCAAUGCCGGCGUCAGCACCACCACCAUACGGUCAACCCGCACAGGCACCAUACAAUCAAUCAGUAGCACCACCACCACAGUCUAUGAUGUAUCCCAGCCAAUGGUCCUCUGGCCUUUGUGACUGCACCUCUGAUGUCUCAAAUUGUUGCCUUACGUGUUGGUGUCCAUGCAUUCCAUUCGGACAAAUCGCUGAAAUCUUGGAUAAGGGAACUACUUCUAGCGCCGUGCAUGGGGCUCUUUACACCAUACUUCUGCUACUCACAGGAUGUCAAUUUAUAUAUAGUUGUUCGUAUCGGUCUAAAAUGAGACAACAAUACAUGUUGCCUGAGGAACCCUGCAACGACUGCCUUCUCCAUUUUUGUUGCGAGCCAUGCGCCAUGUGCCAAGAGUAUCGCGAGCUUAAGCACCGUGGAUUUGAUAUGUCUCUUGGAUGGCAUGGAAACAUGGAGAGGCAAAACCAUCAUCAAGCCGUUGUGACGCCACCAUAUGCUCCAGCAGGAAUGAAACGCUAAUAAUGAAGUGUUGAGUGCAUAAUAAUAUAUCUUGUUACAGUUUGAUCGUGUGUUAUGAAUUUAUUGGUUGUAUAAUAAAUAAAAGUUUGUUUAUUAAAUGUUCUAUAAAUCUGGUACAAAAAAGUUCUAAUACAUGGUUUAUAUUUGGCUC
This is a messenger RNA of Helianthus annuus (common sunflower), 746 nucleotides long. Its product is annotated as protein PLANT CADMIUM RESISTANCE 2. Bases 38 to 595 code for a protein of 185 amino acids. The transcript has 4 exons. The record is from RefSeq and is a predicted model, not a curated record. Lineage: Eukaryota; Viridiplantae; Streptophyta; Magnoliopsida; Asterales; Asteraceae.